This is a messenger RNA of Lobosporangium transversale, 2682 nucleotides long. RefSeq lists its product as hypothetical. Gene Ontology annotation, biological process: septin ring organization; establishment of cell polarity. The record is from RefSeq and is a predicted model, not a curated record. Gene Ontology annotation, cellular component: nucleus; cytoplasm; mating projection tip. NCBI's taxonomy places the organism in Eukaryota, Fungi, Mortierellomycota, Mortierellomycetes, Mortierellales, Mortierellaceae. The transcript is spliced from 3 exons. The coding region runs from base 1 to 2682 and encodes 893 amino acids. Gene Ontology annotation, molecular function: guanyl-nucleotide exchange factor activity; protein binding.
AUGCCACUGACCCCGACCGUCGUCGAGCAACCUCCUCCGCCUCCUCUCACCAGGGGCAACUCGGUUGUCUCACUCUAUCAGUCGUGCCUCAACCUAAUCGAACGUCUCUCAGGCGUUCCUGGUUUUGAAGAGUACCUCAAUCCUGAUUUACUCCAAAACACUCAAGCCGGUGCCCCUUCCACCUCCAGUCCAAAUGACCCUGUCCACCAACUAUGGGUCCUUUUCCGAAUGGGCUCUCCACUCGCCUGCAUCUUCAACGGUCUGCGUCCCAAGGAUCCUCUUAAAAUCAACCCUGCCACUAAUCUCAGCAACAUCAAUGCUUGCAAGGCCUCCGUCUUCCACUUUCUUGUGGCCUGUCGCCAGGAGCUUCACUUUAGCGAAAACGAUCUCUUCUCCAUCACGGAUCUUUUCCAUGACGACACUAAUGGAUUUGUCAAGGUGAUCAAAGCAGUGAGUAUGGUCCUUGAUAGGAUGGAAGAUCAGGGAUUGCUUCGCGCAAGGCUCACUACCAAGCGCAACUCUGAUCAAGCCAAGCCUACCGACAACAGAGCCAAGGUUGUACAAGAGAUUUUGGAGACUGAGCGCAGUUAUGUUCGUGAUCUUGAGGAUCUCCAAACUUAUAUGCGCGCUCUCCAAACGGACGGCACUAUAAUUUCACCCGAAACUAUCCAUCUCAUCUUUGCGAAUCUCAAUGCUCUAGUGGAUUUCCAGAGACGCUUCCUUAUCGCUGUGGAGACUCAUGCUGCCUUUGCUCCUCAAGAUCAGAAUUUUGGGCAAGUAUUUUUGCAGCAUGAGGAGGCAUUUGCUGUAUAUGAACCCUUUUGUGCUAAUUUCAAUGAGGCGAGCAAGCUGAUUCUUAGUGAAGCACCCAAGCUUCAGAAAUUGGCCCAUCUGAUGGAGCCUAUUUAUGGGAUCACCUCGCAACUGAUCAAGCCUGUCCAACGUAUCUGCAAAUACCCACUUUUUAUGCAUGAGCUCAUCAAGUUGACAGAUCCGGAGUUCCCACACUACAGAGACCUAGUUGAAGGUCAAGCCUCCAUCAAGCGUGUCGCUGACCGUAUCAACGAAACGAAUCGCAAGCAGGACAAUCACUUGAUUGCACAGGCCUUACAGCACAAAGUUGCUUGGAAAGAAGGAGAACUUGUAUCUGACUUUGGUACAUUGCUCUUACAUGAUAAACUUUUGAAUCCCCGUAGCGCUUCAGACAAAGAGUUAGAAGUCUAUUUGUUUGAAAAGAUCAUACUCUUUUGUCAGGAAAUCGUUAGCAAAAAGAAACAGACAAAACCACUUCCUAAAGGCGCAAAGCCCAAACCGACACUUCACCUCAACGGACGUAUCUACAUCAACAAUAUUAAGUCGAUUCUUCCUGUUACCGUCUCUGGAGCUUAUGUUCUUCAUCUUGUCUGGAAUGUUGCGGCUGAUGAGUUUGAGCUCCGCUGCCGAAAUGAGGAUCAGCUUAAGAAAUGGCACAGCGUCCUUGAUAAGCUGGUGACGGAGGCUAAUGCACAAAAGACCAAUAUUGUUUCAACUACCGCCUUCGUUGGUAUGCCAUACGUGACUCCUGAACAAUCUUCAUUCUAUAGGGAUGACGAUGAUUAUCUGGAUGACGAUUUGGAUGGCGACGAAGAGGACUAUGAAGAUCAGCGUGGAUAUCGCAGUAACUCGUUGCCAUUCGGUCUUGCACCUCAGCCAGCUAUGCUUGGAUCUCGCCCCAGAGCUAAGACCGAGGAUGGCACAGUUCAACCCGUCGGAUCCUGGAACUCACGUACCGGUGGAUACACAUCUCAUGCAGCCGCAAACGGACGACCUUCACCUGGUAUGUCGCUUCCACCUAUGCCUCGUACUUCCAGCAGCGCAAGCACUACUAUGGGUCUCAUGUCACCAGGAGAGUAUCCUUAUUCCCCACCAUCCUCAUAUCCUGCUUCUCCUACAGUUUCAAAUUCUCGUGGUUCGACCAGUAGCAGUAGCUCAUGGCAACGACGAAGCAACGGUGAAGGCCACUCACCUAUGACCGAGACCAUGUCCAGGUUCAUGUCCCACGAUGGUUCGGACGACUAUACCCCUGGACAACCGCUCUCUAGAAAUGCUUCCACAGGCUAUUCUUACAGUACCUCAGGAUCGGCACCUCCUCCUGUUCCUCAGAUUCCUGGCCAGCUUCGUGUACGUGCUCAGAGCAGCCCCAAUAUUCAUGCGGCCGCUAACCCCUCUUGGCACAAUGCCCCCGAAGUUCCCACGCCUCUAGCUCACCACCGACGACCCUCUAACUCGAGUGGUCCCAACUCGCCAACGACGCCAUAUCCAGGUAGCUCAUUUAACAUCCCUGCAGUCCCAACCAUUCCCUCUCGUCAUAGCUCACCCCGUCCAGAUCCCAGCCGUACUCUGCGACAGCAGCCAUCCAACAGUAAUCUGAGUGCAGGAGUACCUCAGCUCAAGAUUAAGGUCAAUUUCCAGGAUGAUGCCUAUCUGAUCGUGGUCCCCAUUCAAAUCGGAUAUAACGAGUUGGUUGAACGAGUUGAGAAGAAGAUACGCCUAUGUGGCUGCCGUCGACCAGACUCGCAGCCUCUGCGCCUUCGCUAUAAGGAUGAGGAUAACGACUACAUUAUCAUGAAGGAUGACGACGACAUCUCGUUAGCAUUUGAGAGUUGUUAUGCCGAAGGAGUGAUGAACUUGCAUGUUAGCUAA